AUGGAGCUGCUGUGCUGUGAGGUGGACCCGGUCCGCAGGGCCGUGCCGGACCGCAACCUGCUGGAAGACCGCGUCCUGCAGAACCUGUUGACUAUCGAGGAGCGCUACCUCCCGCAGUGUUCCUAUUUCAAGUGCGUGCAGAAGGACAUCCAGCCGUACAUGCGCAGGAUGGUGGCUACCUGGAUGCUAGAGGUCUGUGAGGAACAGAAGUGUGAAGAAGAGGUCUUUCCUCUGGCCAUGAAUUACCUGGACCGUUUCUUGGCUGGAGUCCCGACUCCUAAGACCCAUCUCCAGCUCCUGGGCGCUGUGUGCAUGUUCCUAGCUUCCAAGCUGAAAGAGACCAUCCCGCUGACUGCCGAAAAGCUGUGUAUUUACACCGACAAUUCUGUGAAACCCCAGGAGCUGCUGGAGUGGGAACUGGUGGUGCUGGGUAAGCUGAAGUGGAACCUGGCUGCAGUAACCCCUCACGACUUCAUUGAGCACAUCCUACGCAAGCUGCCCCAGCAGAAGGAGAAGCUGUCCCUGAUCCGCAAGCAUGCGCAGACCUUCAUCGCUCUGUGUGCUACCGACUUCAAGUUUGCCAUGUACCCGCCAUCGAUGAUCGCAACUGGAAGCGUGGGAGCAGCCAUCUGCGGGCUUCAGCAGGACGAGGAAGUGAAUGCACUCACGUGCGAUGCCCUGACGGAGCUGCUGGCCAAGAUCACCCACACCGAUGUGGAUUGUCUCAAAGCCUGCCAGGAGCAAAUCGAGGCUGUGCUGCUUAACAGCCUUCAGCAGUUCCGUCAAGAGCAGCACAACGGCUCCAAGUCUGUGGAAGAUCCGGACCAAGCCACCACCCCUACAGACGUGCGGGAUGUUGACCUGUGAGGAAGCCAUUCGGGCGGCAAGAGAGAGGCGUGUUCGUCAUCUGCUAGCCCCUUCUCUCUCUCUCUCUAGUUAUGUCUUGUUCUUUUGUGUUUUAGGAUGAAAGUUCAAAACAAAAAACAAAAACAAAAACAAAAACAAAAUCUACCCCCACCUAGAUCAUAUUUAAAGGUCUUUUAGAAGUGAGAGGGAAAGGCCAUAUAGUUGAGGCACAUGUGGUACCUGUUCAAAGUCCAGCAGAAAGGGAUCCCUUGUAUAUGCGAACCAUUAUCAUGUGAUGAUGUAAGAGUUCUAGUGAGAUGCUUACAGGAGAGCCCUCAGACUAGCUAGAGAACAUGUAUACCUGCAGUAUGGGAACGAAUUAGAGGAGACUGUCUCUUGUGCUUGGGAACUAGUGCAUAUGCCCCCUUUAGUAGAAUUGCAAGAAACCAUGGAUGCCGGUGCGGCAUGAGUAGUUUGCAAAGCAUUGAACCCAAGAAGGAAUCAGAAAUGAGAAGGGACACGCUGGGGAGGUUAUGCAGAACCACCCAACCACACGACUGAACCAUUU
Molecule: messenger RNA, 1414 nt
Organism: Rattus norvegicus (Norway rat)
Lineage: Eukaryota; Metazoa; Chordata; Mammalia; Rodentia; Muridae
Gene: Ccnd2
Product: cyclin D2
Exons: 5
Coding region: 1-867 (288 amino acids)
Biological process (GO): G1/S transition of mitotic cell cycle
Cellular component (GO): cytoplasm; nucleus; nuclear membrane
Molecular function (GO): protein kinase binding
Source: RefSeq, marked provisional